AUGUUUCCUGCCGCACCAGAACUCGGCGCCCUACGCUUGGCCAAAUUGACAGACUUGCCACGCAUAGGUGUUGUCGCGGCAUCUGCUUUUUACCAUUCUUCCUGGUUCCAGUACGAGCGGCCGUACUAUCGUAAAUAUCCGCAGGAUACGCUAGCCAGUUACCGCGACUCUUUCCGAAAAGCGAUCAAGAACCCUGAUUCGAUUGUGAUCGUAGCCGAACACCAGCUCAAUCGCUCAGAGAAAGACCAAGUGUACGAUGAACUCGCGGCUGCAUAUCCAGCUUUCGAAGACCAGAUCCCCGGAGACGCACUUGCUAAAGAUCGAGUCAUCGUAGCAGUCGCAAGCUUCUCCCUGCUACCAGAUUCAAAGCGCAAGGGACAGUUCCAGCCAGAAGCUCCUGAUCAUGAUAAGGAUGAAGAAGAGCCGAAGAACCGUGACAAGGAUGAAGAAGGCGUGAAGUUGCUAGAUGGCACCAUUCAUCCUCGCGAGCUCCAGCACUUCAAAAAUCGCAUGGUCAUCGACAUGAUGACAACUCAUCCGGCUUACUGGCGUCAGGGACAUGCGACUGACAUCAACAAAUGGUUUGCAGCUCUGGCUGAUAUGGAUGGUGAGGAAACAGGCGUUGCUGGUGCGCCCAUGGGUAAAAUCUUCUUCGCCAAACAUGGCUUCAAGGAAGUUGAAAAUGUCGAAGUCCCGGGAUAUAAGGCACAUGAGAAACCGGUUAUGAAAGCAUUGGAACCCAUAUCGACAAAGUACCUUUGCCCGACACGACACAACCUCAGAACACAAGCAUCCGACAUCUCUCUUCCGCAAGACCACAAGACUGCCGCUUUGCAACAGGACCCAGUAGCUCUCGCAGAUAUGCCGUACUUCCAUACCGCUCAAACUCAGCCAUUGGCACCCGGUCCGCCAGUCGCUAGCCAGCCUGCGCCUCAGCCUGCCUCAGGCCAACUCACGGCAGAAGCGGUUCGCAACCUCGGGAGUGGCUCGAUGCUAGAUGCAUGGCUAGCCAGCAAUGACGGACCGAGAUCUGAGAUCAUGCAGGACCCGCAGCGUACUGGUUAG
This is a messenger RNA of Alternaria viburni, 1065 nucleotides long. RefSeq lists its product as uncharacterized. The transcript has 6 exons. Bases 1 to 1065 code for a protein of 354 amino acids. The record is from RefSeq and is a predicted model, not a curated record. Lineage: Eukaryota; Fungi; Ascomycota; Dothideomycetes; Pleosporales; Pleosporaceae.